Molecule: messenger RNA, 2166 nt
Organism: Arabidopsis thaliana (thale cress)
Lineage: Eukaryota; Viridiplantae; Streptophyta; Magnoliopsida; Brassicales; Brassicaceae
Product: O-fucosyltransferase family protein
Exons: 8
Coding region: 424-1938 (504 amino acids)
Cellular component (GO): membrane
Source: RefSeq, marked reviewed
GAGACAGACAGCAAAUUUAAUGAACAGGUGUCCAUGUGAGACGCAUUCACACGCUCUCUCUCUCAAGUCUCUCUUUCCAUUACUACUACUAUAAACCGUUCUGGGAACUUGAUCAACAUUUUUAAUCCUAAAACUUCUUUUGAGUGUGUUGAAGAAGAAGAAGAUUAAAAUUCACUAAAAACCCGAGAAAAGUGGAAGAAGAAGGAAGGAAGAAGAAGACAAGAGAGCAUUCUGAUUCAUGUGACUCUGGUUUCGUUUCUUUCUGUGUCUCUGCUGUGUCGUUUUCUCGGCAUAUUUCUGAUCUUUCGUUCUCGGUUGGUUUUUGGUUUCUGGGUAUUGAUUGAUUGAUUCAAAAGUCUUCAACUUUCCUGGAAACUGGAUCUGGGUUUAUCCGUUUUUACUCGUCUGAGAAGAGAAAAAAGGAUGAAUCCUUAUGAUGCGAAAGACAGAAGAUGGAUUCUCUCUAUGUUCUUCUUCGUCGUUUUGUUCUGCAACAACGUUUCGACUUCGUCUUCUUCAUCUGAAGUUAUCACGAUUAAGCCAAGACAUUUAUCCUUGCUAAAGAGUGCUUUACAACGGUCAAGUGGAGAACAGUCUGAUCUAUGGAGGCCAUUGACUGAUCAAGGAUGGAGUCCUUGUAUUGAUUUGGGAAAUUCUCCUUCAUUACCGGAUAAAACCGCGGGAUAUGUUCAGGUAUUUCUUGAUGGAGGACUUAACCAGCAACGAAUGGGAAUAUGUGAUGCUGUUGCAGUUGCGAAGAUUUUAAACGCAACACUCGUGAUCCCUUAUCUUGAAGUGAAUCCUGUGUGGCAAGAUUCAAGUUCUUUUGUUGAUAUUUUUGAUGUCGAUCAUUUUAUCGAUUCUUUAAAAGAUGACAUAAGGGUGGUUAGAGAACUACCUGAUGAAUACUCUUGGAGUACAAGAGAGUAUUACGGUACAGCAGUACGUGAAACACGAGUGAAAACCGCGCCUGUUCAUGCCUCUGCGAAUUGGUAUAUUGAGAACGUCUCACCAGUUCUACAAAGUUAUGGGAUUGCUGCCAUUUCUCCAUUCUCUCACCGGCUAUCAUUCGACCACUUACCUGCUGAGAUCCAACGACUAAGAUGCAAAGUGAAUUUCCAAGCUUUACGUUUUGUCCCUCACAUUACAUCACUCGGUGAUGCUCUUGUCAGCCGCCUUAGAAACCCGUCAUGGAGAAGCAAUAAGGAACAGAAAAAUGUUGAUCAUUUAGGAGACAUGACCAACCCACACAGAAGACAAGAACCCGGGAAGUUUGCUGUGCUUCAUCUUCGCUUCGACAAGGACAUGGCUGCGCAUUCAGCGUGUGAUUUUGGCGGAGGCAAAGCCGAGAAACUCUCCUUGGCGAAAUACAGACAAAUGAUUUGGCAAGGAAGAGUGUUGAAUUCUCAAUUCACUGAUGAAGAGUUAAGAAGUCAAGGACGGUGUCCUCUAACACCAGAAGAAAUGGGACUUCUUUUAGCUGCUUUCGGAUUCGAUAACAAUACUCGUCUCUAUCUUGCAUCCCACAAGGUGUAUGGAGGAGAAGCUAGAAUCUCAACAUUAAGACAAGUAUUCCCAAGAAUGGAAGACAAAAGAAGUCUUGCAUCUUCUGAAGAACGAGCUCGAAUCAAGGGCAAAGCUUCUUUAUUAGCUGCACUUGACUACUACGUUAGUAUGCACAGCGACAUUUUCAUCUCCGCAUCACCUGGAAACAUGCACAACGCUCUUGUUGGUCAUCGAACAUUCGAGAAUCUCAAGACGAUCAGACCAAACAUGGCGUUAAUAGGACAGCUUUUCCUCAACAAAAGCAUCACUUGGGUAGAUUUUCAGCAAGCGCUUGGUGAAGGACAUGUGAAUAGACAAGGACAGAUCCGGUUAAGGAAACCAAAACAGUCGAUUUAUACUUAUCCUGCUCCUGAUUGUAUGUGCCAUGUUUGAUUAGUUUUUAAAGUCUUGAUCUUUAGAUAUUUCUUAUAAGAAUAAAAAUAAAAACUCUGAUUCUUGAUGAGGCUAGUUUGUGUUUAGAUUUGUGUUCUUGAGGCUUAAUAAAAAGAGUAUAGUUUGAUUAGAAAUUUGAUUGUGAAUGAAUAUUACAAAUUAUUGUAGCGAUAAUGAUAAUUUGAUCAAAAAUAAGUAAAGAAGAUCAAGUGGAUAAUCCCUUAUUAA